UUGUUUCAAAGCCAUGCUUUGAUUGCUUUCCAUAAAAAAAAUUAUUGAUAAACUCACUUAGUCACUUUUGGGUCUUUGUGUUUCAGAUUAGGUGUCUAAUUGAAUAGUACUCUGACCACCUCAGAUAAUUCUCUGUGUGUGGCUCAUUUAAAUAAUCAUCCAUCGAUGUUUGCUUGUAUAGUUUAUGUGGUCUAAUUUUACGAAAUUUCGUAUCAUAGAGUAUUGAACUGUUGAUAAUAAAGUGUGGGAAAUAGUAAUUUCUUUGGUCCUCGCUUACUAAACAAAGGAAAAGAAAGUGAAACCUCCCCUGCCUUCCAACUUUAUCAGUUCUUUCCUUUGUCCUACUAAAUUAAAUAAAGUUGCAUAUUUUCAUCAAUGGUUUCAAAGUCUCUCUCUCUCUCUCUCUGCUCUCUCUCAAAAUAGUAAGUUUGCAACUACAAGCUCUUCCAUGGAGUUUAGGACACCCUAAACUCGCAUAGAAAUGCAGGUGCUUCUGCCUCAAACCCAUUAUACCUCACUAUUCUAUACCCACUAUUCCACCUUUACACUGGAAUUUGGAGCGUUAAGAAGUAAAACUCUGUGUAGUUCCUUAAUCUCUGAGUAAAGUUGGGUUCUUGUGGGUUUUUCUACUGAUGAUGAUUCUCCAGUGGUAAAGUAAUGGGCUUGGAUUGAACUUGGGUUUAGUUGAAAUCUGUUAAAGUUUGGCUCUUUUACAUUUAAUGGAGUCUUGGAGCUGUAUUUCUGAAGGGAAGGGUUUUGUACCUGAUCAAACAAUUUCUCAUACUGAUUCACUUGGUAGAAAUAGAAGUGCUUUGAUGGGUUGGGAUUUGAAAAUCCCAUGUACUUUUGAAAGUCAAGGUUUUGGGGAAUUGGGUUUGGCAGAAAUGUUGGGCAAACAUCUACCAAGAAGUACAACAAGUAUGGGUACCCUAAAUCCAUUUUUUGGAGAAGAUGAAUCCUCUUCAAAGCUUUCAAGCUCUAUUGUUGAAUCCAACAGCAGGGAUUCUUCACUCUUUGAUUUAAAACUAGAUGCUUAUACUUCUAAGUCAUCAAAAAAAGCUUCGAUUUUUUCUACAUCCGAGUCAUCUACACCUGCAAAGAGAAUGAGGGUAUCAGGAGUGUACUCCCCCCCGACUGCUUAUUGCCAGGUUUAUGGCUGCAACAAGGACCUCAGCUCCUCUAAGGACUACCACAAGAGGCAUAAAGUUUGUGAGGCUCACUCGAAGACCGCCAAAGUCAUUGUCAAAGGCAUAGAACAGAGGUUUUGUCAGCAAUGUAGCAGGUUCCAUUUGCUGGCUGAAUUUGAUGAUGGUAAGCGCAGCUGUCGUAAACGCCUUGCCGGACACAAUGAGCGCCGGAGAAAGCCUCAAGUUCGUAUUCAUUCUGGAAGAGAUGGGAGGUUGCUUCAGUCAUAUAGUGGCAGCAGUUUUCCGGGGACUAUGUUCACAGCUGCAUCUUUCGUCUGCCAAGAUAUACUCCCUAGUAGCAUUUUAGAUGCUGAGAAUUACAGAACAAGUGACUGCAGGCGUAUAAAAGUGGAAGGUGGCACUCAGCAUAGGCCUUUGUCAGGAGUGCCUGUUACAAAUGGGCAUCUGCAUUUGAAACCGGUCUUCUCUUCUUAUGACAAUGGAAAACAAUAUCCCCCAGUUCAUGUAAAUGGAACUAAUAAUCUUCCUAGUGGAAGCAUACUCGCUGAGACUGGUAGUCAGUAUCCACAUGAGUUGAGAAGCUUAAAUUCUGGUUCAUGUUCUAUUUAUCAUGAGGUUGCAUUAGGAAGUGAAGACUUCAAUGAUCUCCACACAACAGCAUCAACCGUGCAAGGAUUAUCGCGCAUUCCAGACUCUGGUUGUGCUCUCUCUCUUCUGUCAUCUCAAUCACAGAACUCUACAAGCCAUUCUUCAGGAAUUCCUAUUGCUCGUCCCUUGGUAAUGCCUGUCAGCCAUACACAUUACAACCUCACACAAGUUUCUGAUAAGCUUUCCUCGCAGGCUUCCACAAGUGGGGUGUUGAAUAAAUUUCCUUCUUCGGGUCCCAUGAUGAUAUCUACUGGAAGUGAUGCUGAUAAUUUUGGAGUCUCAAAUGGGAUUUUCCAAGGAUCACAGUUUUUGAACCUCAAAGAUCGUCUAUCAUGUGAUGGUGGGACUACUAUUGACUUGCUUCAACUUUCAUCAGAGCUCCAACGAGUUGAGGAUCAACGGCAAUCCCUGCAGGUGAAGAAGGAAAAUGACGCUUUCUGCUGCCUCUGAAGUCCGAAUCAUGUAAAGUGAUCUCUAAACAGUAAAAUAUUCUUUUUGUGGUGAGAUGGGAAGCAAUCAAAAUAUCUAAGUAUGUCAAAGUUGGGAACUACUCCACCAUGGAUCUCCAAUGACAGUAGCACUUGCAGAGGUCAAGAAGGAGCUUUUAGCAUAUCAUUCUAACCUGCUGCUUAACAACUUGGUAAUAGGAAGUCAUAUCUAAGUAAGAUUGACUCCUUAUUAUACUAGCGUCAGUGUUAAGUUGUAUACUAAAAUAAAUGAUCCCCUAACCUCCUAGCUAGCUUCUCUUUGUUCUCUGCAGUCUUAUGAAAUUUCAUGACAAGUACUGCUUUCAAGCUAACAUCAUAUAUGGAAUAAACCCACAAGUUCCAUUUAUUUA
This is a messenger RNA of Rosa rugosa (rugosa rose), 2634 nucleotides long. Its product is annotated as squamosa promoter-binding-like protein 6. The record is from RefSeq and is a predicted model, not a curated record. Bases 720 to 2246 code for a protein of 508 amino acids. Gene Ontology annotation, cellular component: nucleus. The transcript is spliced from 5 exons. Gene Ontology annotation, molecular function: DNA binding. Lineage: Eukaryota; Viridiplantae; Streptophyta; Magnoliopsida; Rosales; Rosaceae.